AAUCAGCAAUCUCAAUUUUUCAACAUCCAUUAGUUAUCAAUUUAAACUUCAUAUCAGAUAAUAGAUACCAACAGCAUUAGAGAUAUAGAACUAAGUAUGGUGGAAUUGUUAAAGUCCAUAAAGGCCCAUACCGAUAAAGCAUGGAGUGUGAGUGCUCAUCCCACAUUACCAUUAUUAGCCACUGCCUCAACUGAUAAAACCUCCAAGAUCUAUAAAUUAUCCAAAGUUCAGAAUUUCCCAUUAAUUUCAAAAUUAGAAGAUACUCAUAAACGAUCAAUACGAGCUGUUUCAUUCAAACCUCCCUUAGGUGGGGUAGAUGCUCCGGUGGAGAAUUAUUUGGAUUUACCUGCUUUGGCUAGUGGAUCAUUUGAUUCUACGAUAUCAAUCUGGGGGAUUGAUGAACCUGAAAAUGAAGUUGAUGAUGAUGAAAUAUUAGCUAAUCAAAGUGAAAUAUUAACUAAUCCAAAUAAUGAAUGGAAUUUAAUGGCUAUAAUAGAAGGUCAUGAGAAUGAAAUCAAAUCAAUUGAUUGGAAUUGGUCAGGAAAUCUUUUAGCAUCAUGUUCAAGAGAUAAAACAGUUUGGAUUUGGGAAACUGAUCCAGAAACUUUAGAAGAAUUUGAAUGUAUAUCAGUUUUAAAUGAUCAUCAACAUGAUAUUAAGAAUGUGACAUGGCAUCCAAAUCAAAAUUUAUUAGCCAGUUCUUCAUAUGAUGAUACUAUCAGAAUUUAUAAACAAGAUAUUGAUGAUGAUGAUUGGUCAUGUGUUGGAGUUUUAAAUGGUCAUAAUGGAACAGUUUGGUGUUCAAAAUUUGAAAAUAAACAUAAUCCAAAUGCUGAUCCUAAGAAAAUAAGACUUGUAUCAGUUAGUGAUGAUUUAACAGUACGAUUAUGGUCUAGUAUAACUGAAGUGGUUGAUAAACAUAUUGAUGAUGAUUAUAUUCCAAGUUCAAUUAAACAUAAUAGUGAAAUGAUUUGGGAACAAGAAACUAUUUUACCUGAAGCUCAUAAAUAUCCUAUCUAUGCCGUUGAUUGGUCAGCUAAAACGGGGAAGAUUGUUUCAGUAGGGUCUGAUAGUAAAAUAGUGGUCUACAAGGAAGUUGAAGGAAAAUGGAUUAUUGAAUCAGUUAAAGAUCAAGGUCAUGGAGUUCAUGAAAUAAAUUCUGUAAUUUGGGCUACAUUAGAUGAUAAAACUGAAGUUAUAGUUACUGCUGGUGAUGAUGGGAAUAUAAAUAUAUGGUCUACUGAUUAAUAAUAAUUUUAUAGAAAGAUGUUUCAUUAUAGACUAUAAAAAAAUAAAAU
This is a messenger RNA of Scheffersomyces coipomensis, 1298 nucleotides long. RefSeq names its product iron-sulfur cluster assembly protein. NCBI's taxonomy places the organism in Eukaryota, Fungi, Ascomycota, Pichiomycetes, Serinales, Debaryomycetaceae. Gene Ontology annotation, biological process: iron-sulfur cluster assembly. Bases 97 to 1248 code for a protein of 383 amino acids. The record is from RefSeq and is a predicted model, not a curated record. Gene Ontology annotation, cellular component: cytosolic [4Fe-4S] assembly targeting complex. Gene Ontology annotation, molecular function: protein binding. The transcript has a single exon.